AUGGCAGUGUUCGGGCGCAAGCUGUCGGCCGACAGCGACGCCGCGAGCUUUGGCGAUGUGCAGGACCCACAUGUGUACACCUAUACCGAUGACGCUGGUGUGUCUCGGACGGGGGCAGUCGGGCCCAUGGCGCACAAGCACCAUGUGGCCGCUGCCCUCAAAUCGCGCAAGGCGCAGCUCGAGCCCGAAUACGCAGCCGCCGUGCUCCGCUGCUACAUCUACGCCAAGGUGACAAAGGGCAGGGGCGAGGAAGCGAUCGAGGGCAAGCUUGAUGUCUUGGAGCGUGAAAUGGCAGUUGCGAGUCAGAGACCACACCUCAAAGCAGCCUUCACCACCGUGCGCCGAGAGCAAGGCCUGUUCGUGUCGACGCCGACGCCAGCCAGCCCGCCCCUCCUCGAGCCGCUGCCGUCCUUUGAGCCCAUCCGCGCCUCGGGCCUCAUCGCCGGCCUCAGCAUGCCGCCGCGCUCGCAGACGGUCGCGACCGCCGCCAUCACCGUGACGGCGGGUACGAUGAGCAGCAGCAAGAGCAGCAAGCACUACACCCCGCGCGACAGCCUCGCCACCUCGCCACGCUUCGACUUUUCCGCCCCAGCACCGGGCUUCACCCCACUCCCCUUGCUCGAUGACGACAGCAGCGACGGCUCCCCACCAACAGAAGGCCUCACCCACUUCUUCCCGGCCCCGCCGGUCGACGUGCCCUCGGGUCCGGCGCCGAGCCGCGCACCCGUCGUCAGCCCGUCCGCGUCCGCCCUCCCCCGCGUCACGCCGCCCGCUCCCCAUCGGAGCCGCGAGUCGCCGCGCACCGAGCUCCGAGAACAGCCUCAAGCUCGGGGGCCAACACCAGCGCGAAAUGUGACAUCACCCGCAGCGACCCAUCCCCGCCGCCCGCCACCACCACCCCAGUCCCAGUCCCAGCCGUCGGCACCGAUGCAGAUCCAGUACUCGCCCGAAGCCUUGAUACGCUCCCCGUCGUCGCCCAACGCAAACCCCAAACGCUCCCCUACGUCGCCCAGCGAACUAGCCUACCUCGCCAGCGGCCGCCCGUAUCCCGCACCGCCGAAGUGGCACCAGGGCCCACCACAACAGCCGCCACGGCCGGCGCUCAGCCCGCCGUUCGUUCCCCCGGCACGCCCACCACCGCGCCCGCGCAACUUUGGCCCGCCGCCAGGAAUCGCAUCGACGCUCGCCAGGUCCCCGCCACGGUCGACGUCGUUACCGGGCCUCGCGGCGAUCGAGCAGGGCCAGCAGUACUUCCACCCCGCACACCGGCCACAGGGCUCGCUGGGCGGCACAGUCCCCACGCCGUACGGCCACCAGCGGCAGAACUCGAACUCGGGCUCGCAGGGCCACCAGCGCCAGCUCUCUGGCCAGCAGCAGGGGCCGAUGGUCCACUCGCACCAGCGCCAGCUGUCCGGCUCGGCGCCGGCACCAUACUACCCCCAGCAGCACCCGGGUCUCACGUACCAGCAGAACAUGGCCGCGUCGGCGCCAGACCAGCGCUCGCACUCGCGGCAGGCGAGCAACGGCGGCGGCGGUGGAGCCAGCGGGCUGCAGCGCGGCCCCAGUCUGACCGGCCCAGGGCUGCAGCGCGGCCCGAGCCUGACGUACGGGCCCCCGGUGAACGUGUACGCCGACACGACGGCGCAGAUUUCGUCGAUCUUAACAGGACCCGUCGGUGGAGGCAGCGCACGGCGGCCACCCCAACCCGCUCCGGCCCCUGCCCCGGCCCUCCUCCCGCCCUCGCCGCUCCCGAGCGCAGACGACGGCGAGCGCUCGAGUGGCGAAACGGCGCCGACGAGCUACAUCGCCACGCCGCCCAACGCGUCCCCCGACCCCACAGUGGACAAGUACACUUCCCCUCGCCCGGCCCCGCCGUCGCCCAAGGCCGGCGUCCGCGUGGCACCGCCCCAGACGCCGGCGUCGUCGUACCCGACGCAGACGCGCCUCCCGCCGCCAAAGCUCUCGCCGCGCGCGCCGGCACAGCAGGUAUUGCCGCAGCGCAAGUCGUCCCUCCGCCGACCGGCCGCCAAGCCGCGCGCCUCGCCCCCGCCCACGGCGCCGCCGGUACCCAAGGCCACGACGGCGACACCAGCGACGCCGGCGGCGGCGGCGAAAGCAACGUCCCCGCCCAAACGCGACUUCUUCCGCAAGAACUCGGCGUCCUCGCCCCAGCAGCAGCAGCACGCGCUCUACAUCCCCCACUCGCAGCGCGCGCGCCAGGACGCCCCGGCAUACCCCGGUAUCGCGGGCAUGGAGGCGCGCCUCGCGCUCGUCGGGAUGAGCACCGAGCCGGAGGCGAAGCCUGCGCGCAGGUGGGGGAACAAGAUCUGA
Messenger RNA from Vanrija pseudolonga, 2331 nucleotides. RefSeq lists its product as uncharacterized. The record is from RefSeq and is a predicted model, not a curated record. NCBI's taxonomy places the organism in Eukaryota, Fungi, Basidiomycota, Tremellomycetes, Trichosporonales, Trichosporonaceae. The transcript is spliced from 4 exons. The coding region runs from base 1 to 2331 and encodes 776 amino acids.